AUGGCUUCCAAACAGUCUACAACCGAGAACGAGCUCUCCUGUUCUAUCUGUCAUGAAAUCUUCAAGGAUCCAGUUUUCCUCUCUUGCAGCCAUAGCUUCUGCAGAACUUGUAUACAACUUUCUUGGCAGAACAAUACAAGUCUCAGAUGUCCUAUUUGUAGGAGAAGAUCUUCUAAGACUGAUCCUCCCUCUAAUCUAGUCCUGAAGAACCUGUGUGAAGUCUUUUUGCAGGAGGCCUGUCUGACAGAUGAGGAUCCUAAGUUGCUCUGCAGCCUACAUGGUGAGAGACUCAAACUCUACUGCAAGAAGGACAAACACCCUAUGUGCGUUGAAUGUCUGAUAAAGGAGCACAAGAAUCACAAGAUCUGCUCAAUAACAGAGGCUGCUACACCUCACAGGAUAACUCUGACGAUCCUGCUGAAUACACUAGAGGAGAAACAAAAGCUCUUCCAUAAGUUUAACAAAAUCUUUAAUGAAACAAAGGAGUACAUAAAGACACAAGCUCAGCAGACAGAAAAGCAGAUAAAGAGGCAAUUUGAGGAACUUCACCAGUUUCUACGAAAUGAAGAGGCUACUAGAAUUGUAGCACUGAGUAAGGAAUUAGACCAGAAGAGUGCAUUGAUGAAUGCGAAGAUGGAGGAGAUGACCAAGGAGAUUUCAUCUUUCUCAGACAGAAUAAAUGCCAUAACAGAACUGAUUGGCACAGAUGACAUUUCACUUCUGAAGAACUCUGUAACUACAGAUACUGGAUCCAUGCCCUUGGAUCCCAGGAUAGUUCCAGGGUCCCUGAUCAAUGUGGCCAGUCACCUGAGCUCUCUGAAAUACAAAGUCUGGGAGAAGAUGCUGGGGAUUGUUCAAUACAUUCCAGUGACUCUGGACCCUAACACUGCAGACAUCAAUCUCUUCAUUUCAGAAGACCUGACCAGUGUGAAAGAGACUAUUUAUAUACAGCCGUUUCCUGACAACCCAGAAAGGAUUAAUGCCUUUUCAGGUGUCCUGGGCUCUGAGGGUUUCAGCUCAGGGAAACACUACUGGGAUGUUGCAGUUGGAAAUGACAAUGAAUGGGUUGUAGGUGUAGCCAAGGAAUCCAUCAACAGGAAAAAGUAUUGCAUAGCUUCUCCUAAAGAAGGAUUCUGGAGUAUAGGGAUGUCCCAUGGUGAGUGCAAAGCAUUAACGUCCCCACCAACAAAACUCCCAAACAAGAAAUUCCAUAAGAUUAGAGUGCAGCUGGACUGUGAUGAGGGUAAAGUGACAUUCUUAGACCUCACAAACAACACAACUCUCUACACAUUCAAACAUAAAUUCAACGAAAGAGUGUUUCCUUAUUUUUUCAUAAAUGGAAAUAACGCACUUAUAAUCCUGCCUGUUCAGCAAUUGUCAUUAAAGGUUCGUGCUCCUCAGGAUUAA
Molecule: messenger RNA, 1407 nt
Organism: Scleropages formosus (Asian bonytongue)
Lineage: Eukaryota; Metazoa; Chordata; Actinopteri; Osteoglossiformes; Osteoglossidae
Product: zinc-binding protein A33-like
Exons: 6
Coding region: 1-1407 (468 amino acids)
Molecular function (GO): zinc ion binding; protein binding
Source: RefSeq, a predicted model, not a curated record